This is a messenger RNA of Didymodactylos carnosus, 804 nucleotides long. NCBI's taxonomy places the organism in Eukaryota, Metazoa, Rotifera, Eurotatoria, Philodinida, Philodinidae. The record is from the annotation of a GenBank genome assembly.
AUGAGCUUUCAUGGACAACAUGUUCUGGUUACUGCAAGUGCCGGUGGCAUGGGCUCGGAAAUCUGCAAGUUGCUUUUAUCUUUAGGUGCUAAAGUUUCAAUGCAUUAUAAUAAAAACUGCGCAUCUUUGCAAUUCUUAUUAAAUGAAUAUCCAAACACAACAUAUGCAUUAUCAGUGAAUGCAGAAAAUGAAGAAGAAAUUGUAAACGGUAUGGAAAAAAGUUAUGAGAAAUUCGGUGUUAUUAAUAUUAUAAUUCUUCCUCAUAUUGUUUACGUGACAGAUGAUAUUCCAAUAUGGGAGAUGUCAUUAGAACAAUGGAAUAAAACAUUAAACGUUAAUUUAACAUCUUACUUUUUAUAUACGCGUGAGUGGUGUAAACAACUAAUAAAACAUAAACCAACACUAUCGACUGACAAAGAUAUAAAUUCAUUUAAUGCAAAUAUUAUUUAUAUUGGAUCUGCAGGAGCUAAGUUUGGCGAGGAAAAUCAUAUAGAUUAUGCAGCUUGUAAAGGUGCAAUUCAUACUGCUUUUCUUCAUACGGUGAAAAAUGAAAUUGUUAAAAUAUUUCCAAAUGCUCGAGCUAAUGUUAUUUCACCUGGUUUGACUCUUACUCCAUUGACAAAACAAAUAAUUGACAAAAAUUUGCAUUCAAACUUUAUUCGAACACAAACAUUACACAAAGUAGCCACUCCAAAUGAUAUUGCACAAGCUUGUGCAUUCAUGGCAUCAAAUGUAACGGCGAAUCAUAUAACUGGACAUAUUUUAGACGUUGAUGGUGGUCAAAAUGAUGUGAUAAAAUGGUAG